CAGAUUACACCUAUUUUGAAGGGGAGAUAUCGCAUCCAAGGACCUGUGGAUGUUUCAGACCUUUAACUUCUGCAGACUGAUUCUGUGGCCAAAUAAAUGUUGUGGUGCUGUACUGCUUUGCUUAAUAAGCUGGGGCGACGCUGCAAUUCUUUACAGAUUAAUUGUAAUUUGCGUUUUGCUGCUGUUAUGAUUCUCUAAUGUAAUAGGGUGUCUUUAUGGAUGAGAAGAAAUUUAUGGUUACUUAAGGCUUUACAAGAAUGAUGAUUGAAUCUGGAACAUGCAAUGUGUGUUCAGCUCCCUGCUCAUCGUGCAUGCACUAUAAUCGCUCUAUAUCUGCCAUAAAGAAUGAGAGUGGCUUUUCUGGUGUCAUCUGUGUUAGGGGAGAAGAAGCUGAUAGUUCUUCUGUUAUUAAUUUGGGUGGUAUGCCAAGUUGCAAAAGCAGAAUUUGCGAUGAUUUGCGGCAUGUAGCUAGUGAAACUAGUAACUUAUUAAGUACAACUUCCAGUCAUGACUCGUGCUUUGAGAAUGCUGAUAGCAAAGCAAAUUUCAGGACCUCUACUGUAUAUGAUGCAUCUGAUUAUGUUGACAUGCCUCAAGAUGUGUGUUCUCGUGAAUUUGUUGAAGAGGAGCGACCCCUUGAGAAGAAGCCUGGCCAUGGUCAGAUUAAUUCACAUAGUAACACUUCAGCUCAUUUGGGGCACGGAUUUUCCUCAGGGCAAGGUGAAGAGCAGAGUGCAUUAGAAUGCCAUGGGGAUAACCUCUUAUAUACAUCCGAGGUUAGAGAUGCAAAUGUUGCAGUCCCUGGCUAUGUUGUAGACGUUGAGAAAAAAGACAUGGAAUGUAGUAAUAUGACGAUCCAUAGUUCUUUUGAAAUUAAUGACAGAGCCAUUCAAAAUGAAGGUGGCGAUGGUAACCAUUACAAUGAAACUCGACAGAACCACUCUAUUGAAAGCAAGUUGACUGCAACUGGGGAUGCAUCUUUACUGGAUAAUAAUUGUAAUUCUGCUUCUGUCAAUACAGUUUCUUUUGUCAAAUCACAAUUUCCGUCAUCUGAAUGUGAUGUUUCUCCAGAAGAAAGCGUUAGACGAGCAGAAUUGGAUAAUGUUGAAUCAUCAUUUGCAUCAGUGACUGCUGGUUCUUCUGAACUCAAAUCUAGUGCCUUUCCAAACCAUGAAGUUUCUACACCAUGUAGGAUGAGAAGCGGAUUUUCUUCUGGUAAGAUUGAUGAGUUGUGCCAAGAAACUAGAACAGUCACUGAUCGUGAAAAACCAUUUGAUAAUGGUUCAAAAAGAAGUCAUUUAAAUGCCCCUCUUGAAAAAAAUGGUAUUGUAUUGGAUGCAACCAAAGGUCAAGGAAAUCAUGCUUUAACUCAAGCAACCACAGAGGGUGAAAACUCUGACUCAGAUGUGUUGUUGGAUGAUGUAAAAGUGUGUGAUAUAUGUGGGGAUGCUGGAAGGGAAGAUCUUCUUGCUAUAUGCAGCAGGUGUAGUGAUGGUGCAGAGCAUACAUACUGUAUGAACGAAAUGCUACAUAAAGUUCCUGAGGGUGACUGGCUAUGUGAAGAAUGCAAAAUCAAAGAGAUGAAAAAUCAGAUUGUUGAUGAGUGUGAAGCAGUUUCUGGAAAAUUAAACUCAACAUGCUUAAAUGAAUCCAGUCAAAAAGCUUUGAGCACUUUAAUCCCUAAGAAGUCACCGAAAUUGGAUACCGGGCCAAUUGAUUUUGUUACUCAAGCUCCCUCUAAGGGACUGCAAAGCUCCCAUAUUUCCACUAGGAGGCAAGCUGAGCAUCCAGAGGAAGAAAAAGGUUCUGAACGGAAUGGAGCCUCCUUAGAAAUUGCCAGCCCAAGGAAAAAUCCUGUCUUGUCUCGUCAAUUUUCGCUUAAAAACCAGACAAUGGAAAAAGUGAAGACAACUAGCUUGCCAACAUUAUCGGAAGUUCACUCUCCUAAAGGUUCUGAGGCUUUUUCAAGAUACAAAGCAUCUUUAAGCUCUAGCUCAUUCAAGGGUCAACAACAUCCUCCGUCCCCUCAUGGAUUUCUAUCAAGGUCAGUUUCUUUUAGCUACUCGAACAGUGUACCUAAAGUCAAAACAUUCUUUGAAAAUGCGUCUCAUAAGCAAAAAACCACAAGGGAAUCUACAACUAAUGACUUGAGAAAAGAGGGGUUAGUCAAAUCGUUGACUAGAACUACAUCUUUUAAAAAUACAACCUCAGGACGCCCUAAUACUGAGUCAACGAGUAAAAGCUCAUCAUUCAAGCCAUCCCUUCCUGAAGGCUUAAGAGGACCAAAAGAAGUAAAAGAAAGAAGUAAUGUUGAAAGAAAGAAUAUUUCAGCACUGCAAAACUCCCUUUUAAGGCCAUCAGCAGUUCUUGCCAGCAAUUAUUCUACUAAGGUGGAUGCUAAGUCUGUACAUAGUGAUGGGAAAAUAAAAAGCAUCUCUGAAACAGAAGGUCCUAGCUCGAGUAAAACAUUGAAUGAUGCAAAUGACUUGGGUUCCAAUGAAGGGAAGAAGCAGGCAUCUUAUUCAUCUAAGAGUGUUGGCUAUUCCGAUGGAAAUUAUAAAGCUGAACAGCAUAAAAGGUUCAAACCCCUUAGUAAAGGAAUGCAGACCAACACCAGUGCUAUAGAUGGAUCAAACAGCAAGGUUGAUAUUGUAUCACCUUAUAGCAUUCUUCAAUUUUCAGAGUCUGGUCGCAAGGAUGACAGCAUGAGGGAUUCUCCCAGAACUGCCAGUUCAAGGUUUACGGCCUUAGGUGGUGCCCAAAAGUUACAUUGUCAAAGAUGCAAUGAAACUGGGCAUGUGACUCAGCACUGUUCUGUUGACAAGCUUCGAAAAUCUGCUAAUAAGCUUGCAGCUGAAGGGAAUUCAAGUGAGGUGGUGAAGAAGCCUAAUAAAUGGAGAGAAAUAGUGAAUGCGGCAAUAUCGAGAAGUGGAGAGCUAAAGGGUACCAAACCUGAUGCACGUGAGGAGCUUCAGGCAGCUAAAGCAAAUAUGAAUUGUGAAGCAGCUUCUAAAAAUGCUCUAACUGCUUUUAUCCAGAAGACUAGUGUAUCAAUUUUAGAAAGUGGCAAUGGUAAAGACACCUCAAAGGAUUUAAAUGUUGAUUCUACCAAAAACAUAGCUGUCGGAAAUUCCGGGCAGCCGUCUAUCCUUCCAGUGGAGGUUUCUUAUGUUACCAAAGCUGAUGACUUGAGUCAUAGUCCUACUAUUGCAAAGUUCAGUGAGAAGCCUUUUGCAGAAGCAUUACAAUAUAAGGCACCUCUUUUAGCAAACACAUUGAGACCGUCGGCAAUUCCCAAGCUGGAAUGCAUAUGGCAAGGUAGUUUUAAUGUUCUGGGAACUGGAAAUUUUGCUGAAAAUUUCAAUGGAAUUCAAGCUCAUUUAUCAAGUUGUGCUUCACAUAGAGUGUUUGACGCAGCAAUCAAGGUACCUGGUUGUGUCCAAUUGGAGGAAGUAUCUCACAUUAGCUUAUGGUCAUCACAUUUUCAAAGAAUUGGUCCGCAAGAGGAGAAUAUUGCUCUAUUCUUCUUCGCAAAAGAUGCUGAGAGUUAUGAGAGAAGUUACAGAAAGCUAAUGGAUAGGAUGCAUAAAAAUGAUUUAUCUCUCAGAGGAAACAUUGAUGGAGUUGAACUUUAUAUAUUCAUAUCAAAUAAGUUGCCAAUGAACUCCCAGCGUUGGAACAUGAUGUAUUAUCUCUGGGGAAUGUUCAGAGCUAAAAGGAAAUACGGCUUGCCUGUGAUGGGUGGCCAGAAGAAACCUAAUGUGUCAAAUUUGGAUAUGGAGCUCCCAAAUCAAGAUUUGCCCAUAGCACCCAACGCCCAAGUUUGUAAUGUCCAUUACCCAGAAUCGAGACCAUCCAAGAUUUUGGCAGGGGAUCUGGCCGACUCUAUGGAUUUGCCGCCCAUAGCUUCUGGCAUCGAGGAUAAGGCAUGCAGAAACCUAGAAGAUUCUAUAAAAAAAUUUUCAACUCAAAUGGUCGCUGAUCCUGAUGUGCCUCAAGGACAGCCUUCAUUUCCUGUUGGUAAUUUAUCUCGAACAACUGUUGAGCCACUGAGAGUUGCUGAUUCUCCCAAGUCUAUGGUUCUAAUGUCUACAUCAAACUCUUGUUCUGAAGAGAAAAAUGAUGGGGCUUUUCAGAAAAAGUUUGUUAGUGAUUGCGCAAACAGAAAGACUGGUGACACGUUUGCUCUUGCAGACGAUCUUGGAGACGAGUCUAGCCUUAAAAGAGCAUCAUCUGUACCCCUAGGCUCUCCAAAUUGCAACCAAGUAACAGGUGAUGAAUUCAGCAGCAUUGAAGGGAAUUUGAGAGACAAAGAAUGCUCAACAUCUAGUGUAGCUAUUAUAGAUGAUGAUGAUCCCAGACAAAAUGUAUUAGAGGCAGAUUUCCUUAAUAACAAGAAACGUGGGCGCUCAUGUUCUAUAGAAAGGGUGUUGCAACACGCUCAUGGAAUGUCAAAUAGCUCAGCUGAAAUGGUGCAAUUGAGAGAAAGGCAAAGAUGGAUUUCUAUGGAGGAUGAUAGAGAGCUGAAGAAGAACUGCUAUGCCGGUGUUAGUAAUGUUUCUGAAGUUAAUGUUAGCAACAGAUUGUCCUCGAAAAUACACCCCUUAUAUUCUAGCAUUUUGAGUCAGGAGAUAGAAGAUGAACAAAGCUGCAGUCAACCUGUGAAGCUGGUGAACUCGAGAACUACAGAGAGAUGCUUUUUCCCAACAGAUUUGUGCCCUGUGCAGAAUAACAAAUCUGCCAAUAUUAUACAUAUUCCAUCUUCAGAUGAUGAAGAAACCCCAGAAUCUUGCACACCUGAUCUGGAACUGGCUCUUGGAGGAAAGAGUAAAUCAUCGAAGCCGGCAGCAUCGCCAUUACCAUUUGCAUCAGUUGGAGGCAAACAGCACAUGCAACUUGGUUUUUCGGGGGAUGAUGAAGAUGAUUUAUCAGGAUCCCUAUCUCUCUCUCUUGGUUUUCCUGCAGCAGAGAGGGAGAGAUCGGCUAAAAACAUUUUUAAAAAAGAGCCUGAGAAACCUCAAGCCAACACUUCUUUGUUUCUCUUUGGGAGAUUCAACAGCUCUUGAAAUGGAACUUCCUGGGGGCAGUACUUGCUUUGUCAUUUACUCUAUUGUAUUGCUGAUAUCUGAGGAGUUCUGAGGGAGAAUUUUAGAGCCCUUGCCAUCUGUUCAUAGUUACACAGAAAUCCUUCUUUAUUUCUCCCUUUUUACCAGCUUCUUUGACUGGUGGUUUUUUUAGAGUGCAGAUUCACGGCUUUUUUUGCACAUAUUUAGAGGGAAGGCCGAAGUUUUAAUGUAAUUCUUAGUGUACUCGUUUCUAUGUUUCAAUAUACUUAUACAGAUAUAUCUCCAAAAGUUCUGCUGCUGCUCUCUAAUGUUAUUUGUCAGAUAGGGAUGAUUGUUAUGUCUUAGGAACAGGCUUUUCGAUCCCUGAA
This is a messenger RNA of Dendrobium catenatum, 5434 nucleotides long. RefSeq lists its product as uncharacterized. The record is from RefSeq and is a predicted model, not a curated record. The coding region runs from base 258 to 5066 and encodes 1602 amino acids. Lineage: Eukaryota; Viridiplantae; Streptophyta; Magnoliopsida; Asparagales; Orchidaceae. The transcript is spliced from 11 exons.